AUGACCAACGCCAGGUUCUUCAGUGGCGACUUCAGCAGCGUGGCUCCUGUGGGAAGCGCCCGCCCGCAGGUGGCCCGUGCCACGGGCAGCGGGAGGGCAGAGUCGCAGGGUAGUGGUGAGGGGGCGGGUUUGGAGCGGAAGACGCGAGGCAGUCGGGGCGGAUCAGCAAAGCGACGCAAAGCAGGCAAGCCUGGAGUGGGUGGUUGGGAUGGGGCCAUCUCUGUGCUGGGGGCGUUGGAGAUCUAUUCAGGUGAAGGGACUACGUCUGAAGAGGAGGAAGAGGAAGCUGAGGAGGAGGAUGAAACAGAGGAGGAGACGGAUGAGGAAGAAGAGUACGAAGAGGAGGACGAGGAGGAGGAAGAGGGAGGAGAGGAAGACGAGGAGGAGGAGGGGAGUGAAGGCGAGGGAGGGGAAUCAGAGGAGAAGGGAAGUGAUGAGGCCAAGGGGGAGGGUUGUGGGCACGCGGAUGUGGGAACGGGUGAUUCUGAAGACACCCAAAUCCCCACGCCAUGGGGUCCCGUGGACCUCGAAUGCAUGCCUGGUUGGAUGAUUUCUGCUUUGGAAGAUUACGAAGAGGGACAGGAGGAGGAGGAGGAAGCGGAGGAGGAGGAGGAGGAGGAGGAGGAGGAGGAAGGAGAAGAGGGGGGAGGAGAGGAGGGAGGAGCAGGGGAAGCAGGAGCGAAUCAGCCGACCGCAGCUCGCACCACCAAAACCAAUGCGGAGGGUCGCAGCGGCAAGAAAUCGCCAUUCUCCUCCUUCCCAUCGCAUGCAAUGCGCUGCUGCGACGACCCAGGCUACCAGCAGCGCGCCGCAGCGCGCAGGGAGAAAGCGAAGCAGGAAGCUCUGGAGCGACUUGUGUUCCAGCUGGGUCUGAUGGCAGAGCUGGGGCUCAUAAAGCCUCUGACCAUCUCCACGGAACAGCUGCUGGCGAACUGGGGCUUGAGCCAGGCGCAUGUUGAUGCGUGGGAUGAGGAGAUGGGGCGGAAGAGGAAGGACAGGGGAGGGGGUGCCAGUGGUGGGGCGCCAGGGGGGAUGGGGGUGGGAGGGAGUGGUGGGUCGGUGGGUGCUGGUGAAGGUGUGGGGGGUGCUGGUGAAGGAGUGGGGGGUGGUGAGGGGAAUGCAGCAGGGGAGGGGAGCGGUAACAAGCGUAAAAUUGGGCAAGCGGGUAUCCUGGUGGGGGAAGAGAACAGGAGUGCGUUGAAGAGGUUCCAUGACCGGGUGGAGGAGAUGGUGGAUCUGGAAUGGAACGACCCCACUGCUUUCGCCAACGGUCGUAACUACGCCGAUGCUGUUAAGGACAACGAGCGGUGGGGUAACACGCCGCGUAACACGGGGUUUCGCAUUGGCCGGUGCUUGGACCCGUUUGCUCCUCUGAAGCCGGGAGAGAUGCUUCCGGAGCAUCUGAGGACGGACCUUACCCCGGGUGAUCUGAGGCGCCGCAGGGAGGAGCUGUUUGGCCUGCAGGGCUUUGACUGGGGUGCGUUCCGGGAAGAGGCUGAGGAGGAGGUGAGGAGGAAGGGCGAGGAGGAGGAGAGGAGGAAGGCUGAGGGAGAGAGGGUUGAGAGAGAGGAGGUUGAGGGGGAGGAGGCUUCUGAGGGUGGUGGCGAGGCGGGUACUGCAGGCGAGGGGCCUGACUGGGCUGCACUGAGUGCGAGGGCGAGUGCAGUGAUGGCACGGGCGAGGGAGGUGGGGAAGAGGAUGGAAGGAGGUGGGGGGGUGGGGGGUAGUGGUGCUGGUGGUGGGUUCGGGGUGGAGGAGUGA
Molecule: messenger RNA, 1761 nt
Organism: Closterium sp. Naga37s-1
Lineage: Eukaryota; Viridiplantae; Streptophyta; Zygnematophyceae; Desmidiales; Closteriaceae
Source: the annotation of a GenBank genome assembly